UGUAAGGGAUCCUCGAGCAGCAAACCAGCUUGCGUUUGAAAUGUGGAAUCUUCGCAUAAGAAAAUUGGUUGCAAACCCGGUAAAGAUUAAAGUUAAGAAGGAUUAUACACGUGUACCUUUUACUGAGUCGAUAUUACGUCGUAUCAAAUGAUGUCUGGUGAAACUUCCGAAUCACGCGCUGCACACGGCCCGGCUGUCCUCGUUUCUUUGGUUUUGAACGCGCUGCAAAAUGCCAAACAGGGAAACACCAAGGAUUAUGAUAUGCUGAUUCAAAAACUUGCUGACCCUGAUAUCAAGGAGAUGCACUUGCAGAGAUAUCUGAUGGCACUAACAAGUUGUUCAGCUUCUCUGACAAAGCAAUAUGAUACACUAGUUGGCACAGCCCUGAAUACAAGAUGGGCAGUGUGUGGCGACAAGACAGUUGAAGAGUUUAUUGAGUUCCUGACAAGUCUUGUAUCUGCCCAGACAUAUUACUUGAGAGCCUGUCUUCGCAUGAUUGUCAAGCUUUUCCUCCCAGGUGUUUCAAAGGACGGACAUCUAAAAACAGGGGACUCUGAAGCAGAUUUAGACAAGGUAUUUUGUCAUGCUCAUGAAGCCCUUCAAGCAGUACUCGAGGUGGUGCCAGCAGUUCCACAGUUUUUGAUCCCUGUGCUGUCAGAAAACUUCCCAUACAUGAAAAAACCAACAAUAUUCCAGGCAAGUUAUGUAAAAAACCUGCUGCAGAUUACAAAAUACCUCCCUGACCUCAGAUCAAAAAUUCUGGAACUGGUUAUCCACAAUCUUAUUACAAUUGAUGUUGAAAUUCCUAAGCAUGAACUUGAACAUAAUGAAGCUGCCAUUGAAGAAGAUCACACGCAGUUUGAAGUAGACAUGGAUGAAGCCAAUAUUGCUGUGGAAGCAUCAGCAAACCAUGAUGAAGAGAUUUGUAUGGAGAAUGAAAUGGCAGACAAGUUGGACAUUCUAAUGGAAAUUUUGUUCAAGUACAUCCAUGAAGUCACUCAUAUCAAUGGAGAACACAGUGUUGAUGCUGGUACUGAAUUGUUCAACGAGCUUCUGCUGGUGUUUGAAAAUGUCAUUCUUCCCACUCAUGCAUCAUGCCAUGUUCAGUAUGUCAUGUUUCAAGUGUGCAGCUUUGAUCUGGAUUUUGCCAAUUCAUUACUUGAUGUUUGCUGGAAAAAGAUUGAAGAUCCUAACACGCCAUCAAUCCUGAGACAGGCCUGUGCAGCGUACAUCGCAAGCUUUAUAGCCAGGGCUAAGUACAUUCCCAUUAGCACGGUACAAACUUGUUUGGAUCUUGUUGCACACUGGAUUCACUGUUAUAUUGAUAUGAACGAUGCUGGUUGUCUGGGACCUGAUGUCAGUAGAUACGGACCAUUUUACUCAGUUUGUCAGGCACUUUUCUACAUGUUCAUUUUUCGGCACAAGCAGUUACUCGACCUUGAAGAAGGAUUGAAGUACUUAAGAAGAUUGAACCUAGAUAGAAUUGUUACUUGUCGAAUGAAUCCACUGAAGGUUUGCUUGCCAACGGUUGUUAAAAUGUUUGCUCACAUCACAAGGCAACAUGAGCUCGUCUUCUGCUACACGAUCAUUGAACAAAAUAACAGAAUGAUGUUGCCAGUGGCAACGCCAACAUCGAGCCGUGCGGUGUUAAACUUGUCUUUCAUGAAUCAACUGGACUCCUUCUUUCCUUUUGAUCCAUAUCUUUUGAGAAGAUCAAGCAAGUUUAUCAAGUCAUGCUAUCAAGAAUGGGAGGGCAUCGAAGAAGACGAGGUAGAUGAGGAUGAAAAGAAGCAUUCAGAAGGAGAGGAUGAGGCUGAAGAAUACUUGGAAUACAGCAGAAGCCCAGAUGCAACAGUACCGGGAUUCACUCCUGACACACCCAUGUGUGUCUCUCCUGGCUUCAUCUCCUCGCCUAUCACACACUUAACAGUUCAAGUGAAUGCUGUGAACAGAUCACGAAGAUAGAGCGCUCAGUGGUACACCGGUUCCAGUGCACUGGUCAGAGACAAGAGACCUAUGAACCUCAUUCUGGAUUGAACCUUGCUACAUUUACAUCACUGCAAAAUUCAAGUAUUCAGUUUGGUCAGUCAGUCAUUGCAACAACGAAUCAGGAAUGAUGCAAACGUGCUUCUGGGCCCAAUAUCUUGAGUUGACUUCGUACCAAAGUGAAACCAAUACCUUAACUUGCCAGACUUUCAGAUUAUUAUAGUGACUUCAAUGAUGUUCAACACAUGACGAAGAG
Orbicella faveolata is the source of this 2242-nucleotide messenger RNA. RefSeq names its product RNA polymerase I-specific transcription initiation factor RRN3-like. Gene Ontology annotation, cellular component: nucleus. Gene Ontology annotation, molecular function: RNA polymerase I general transcription initiation factor activity; RNA polymerase I core binding. NCBI's taxonomy places the organism in Eukaryota, Metazoa, Cnidaria, Anthozoa, Scleractinia, Merulinidae. The record is from RefSeq and is a predicted model, not a curated record. Gene Ontology annotation, biological process: transcription initiation at RNA polymerase I promoter.